AUUAAGAUGGACAGGUCGGUUGCAAAAGGUUUCAACUUCAUCAAUGAAACUAUCAACGACAUUGAUCUGGAAACGCUUAAAGAGCGUCUAAUUAAAAUAUUUGGAUACUCGGCAGCGAUUUAUUUAAUUUACACAACUUCAAAGAGUAUCCUUUCGACCUUCUUCCUAAUUAAGAGAAAUAGGGAGCAAUGCAAAAAUAUCCCUUCUCCGCCAGGAAAUUGGUUCUUUGGAACAAUCGCUCAGUUUAAGGAUAAGGAAAAAGUACCCGAAAAGGUAAUCAAAUGGUCCAAAAAAUUCAAUGGCCUCUACUGGAUUCAAUUCGGGCCAAGUUACAUUCGUGUUGUUGUUGGAAAGGCGUCUCUUGCGAAAGAGAUAUUCAUGUCAAAUGAGCCCAAGGAUCCUAAAAUCUACGGUUUUGUUAGAGAUUGGCUUGGAGAUGGUCUCUUAUUGAGUCAGGGAGCGAAAUGGUUCAGAAACAGACGGCUACUAACGCCGGCCUUUCAUUACGACAUUUUGAAACCAUACGCUUUCGUGUUUAACGAAUGCGCUAAUGUUCUUGUCGACAAAUGGUCAAAAUCUAUCGAUGAUGGAAAGGAUAACAUUGAAGCUUUUAACGAUGUUGGCCUAAUGACUCUGGACUCUCUUCUCCAGUGUAUUUUUGGUGAACAUACCAAUUGUCAGUUGUCGAAAACUACUCAUCCUUAUCUACAAGCUGUUGAAAGAAUAACCUUUCUCACCUCAAGAAGGAUCACUUCGGUAUUUUCGAGCAUUCCUUUUCUCUACCACCUGACUCCGAGUGGUAUAAAGCGAUUUUAUCACCUUUACGUUCUUCAUUCGUUCACCAAAGGAAUUAUUUCCCAGAAGAAGAAAAAAUUGUCCAAUGGAAAGGAUGACAACGGAAUAGGUCUAACUGAUCAAGAAAUAGCUGAUGAAGUUGAUACGUUUAUGUUCGAAGGGCAUGAUACUACGGCUUCCGGUUUAUCUUGGUGUCUUUAUAAUCUGGCCAACAACCCAGAAAUUCAAGAAAAGGCCAGGAGAGAAGUAUUGAUGAUAUUUGAAGAGAAAGGAUCGGAUAAUCUUGAAUGGGACGAUCUUUCAAAACUAUCCUAUUUGACUCGAGUGAUAAGGGAAAGCCUACGGCUUUCUCCACCUGUUCCAUUCGUCUCUAGGCAGGUUACGGAAGAAAAAACUCUAAGUAAUGGGCAAAAGAUAAACGUAGGAACGCCCGUAAGUCUUUCUAUCUUCGCCAUUCAAAGAGAUGAAGAAGAAUGGCCAAAUCCAGAAAUAUUCGAUCCUGAUAGACAUUUGAAGGAUAGCAAAAAUAAAAGAGAUCCAUUCGCUUUCGUAGCAUUUUCAGCAGGACCAAGAAACUGCAUUGGACAAAAUUUUGCAAUGAAUGAAAUGAAAAUUGUUAUGGCUGUCCUCCUGAAGAAUUUUAGAUUUCACAAAAUCGAUGGAAAAGAACCAAAAAUGUCAUUUCAAUUAAUUCUCAAGUCGUUGAAUGGCAUUAAUCUUAGGAUUGAGAAACUUUAA
This is a messenger RNA of Dimorphilus gyrociliatus, 1533 nucleotides long. NCBI's taxonomy places the organism in Eukaryota, Metazoa, Annelida, Polychaeta, Dinophilidae. The record is from the annotation of a GenBank genome assembly.